This is a messenger RNA of Lathyrus sativus (Indian pea), 351 nucleotides long. The record is from the annotation of a GenBank genome assembly. Lineage: Eukaryota; Viridiplantae; Streptophyta; Magnoliopsida; Fabales; Fabaceae.
AUGCAUUUCAGUUUGGGUGAAAUGCAAUUAUCAAAUGCAUCAUCACAUUCACUGAGCCAACCAUGUGAUUCAUCAGUGCAAUCCACCAACAAAAGCUGGACUAGUUCUACUGAGAAGGAAACCGCAACUUUGAAAGCUAUAGAUUUUGGUUUGUCGGUGUUUUUUAAACCAGGUGAAAGAUUUAAUGAGAUAGUUGGAAGUCCAUAUUACAUGGCUCCGGAGGUAUUGAAGAGAAAUUAUGGCCCGGAAGUAGAUAUUUGGAGUGCUGAAGUUAUUCUAUACCUCUUACUUUCUGGUGUGCCUCCAUUUUGGGCAGAAACUAAGCAAGGAGUUGCACAAACAAUUAUAUGA